Messenger RNA from Biomphalaria glabrata, 1899 nucleotides. RefSeq lists its product as uncharacterized. The record is from RefSeq and is a predicted model, not a curated record. Bases 297 to 1709 code for a protein of 470 amino acids. NCBI's taxonomy places the organism in Eukaryota, Metazoa, Mollusca, Gastropoda, Planorbidae. The transcript has 13 exons.
CCCGCAUGUAUUCAGUAAGGACUUCACUAAAUGUAUAAACGACCAGGAACAUGUUGGGCACCGUCUUAUGUAGAACUCAUGAGCUGACCUUAGAACAGGUUCUCAUUGGACACCCACCACUAGCUGUUGACACGAAUUCAUUGGUGAGUCUCGUGAAAUGUUGUGUGAGUGAUCUGAAGAGACUGCUAACUCACAUAGUCUGCUAACUCAAGGACCUCUCAGCUCUAGCCCCACUUGACUCCUCGUUAGAAUCACACAGCGGACGUCAACAUUGGAGCUUAUUUACUGCUAUCCCGAUGGCGUGGUUCUUCCCCCUAUGUCUGAUUCUAAUGUUUGUACCAUUGAUUGUAUCAGAGUCACUGUCGUGUACAUGGAUAGAACACAAUGCUAUUGAAGAAGAUGACGCCAAAGAAGUGAAAUUAAAACGUAUCCCGGAGAAUAAACCAACUUACGACCCAAAGAGAAAGACCCGCCUCUACAAUGUGAGUGCAUCUGUUGCUGGUACCUUAGAACUGGACUGUGGACUCUGUUCUAUUUCCAAUGUAGACGUGAUGGCUCACUCUGAAUAUAGCAAGAAUUCAUGUCAAGGUUUGACUCAAGAACUGAAGACAAGCAGCAUGGAUUGUUGGUGGAAGAACAAUUGUACUGUGACCUAUAUCCCAUCAAUUAUUGUGUUUCCUGAGAAAGAGAUGCCGCCAUAUUGUUUUGGUAAAGAGACAAAUGUCAUAGAACUGAAAUAUUCCUGCGUUGAGAACUAUGGAACUCUAAUGAAUGACGUCAUUCCCAAAGUCCAAACAAUUCAGUCAAAUAAAGGCUACAUUCAAGCAAUCUUGACAGAAGAGAAAGCUUUUCAUUCAGACCAUUUGCUGUCUCAGAUACGUAGGUUCCGAAUUCAAAUCAAACCAAAGAAUGCGAGUUGUACAGAAGUACACAUAAGCUUAAGGAACAAUAUCUUUCAACAAGGUAACAGAUGGCUCAUUGAAGGCGAUGGUAUUAAGUGUGAAUCUAUAAAUAAAAACACGACAUCAAUCCCAAAGUUGAAUGGAUCCUUUAUUAAUGUUAACCUUAAUUUAGACAAUGCCGGAUUAAUAUCAAAAAGUAUUUUCUUCUUUGAAUGGUGUCCUUCCAAUCAACCCAACAAUGAAGCUUCCGAAACUUAUUACAUGAUUCCGGAGAAUGAAUCCAGAAAUCCAAAGGGCAUCAUUAGAAGCCAUUCUUACUUCCCUUGGAACUAUCCUCGACCUGUUGGUGCACUAGACAAACAUCUCUGGACCUACUACUUGUAUCACAUUAGGCCUCCAAAGUCUGACAAGUUUUUAACCCUAAAGAUGGACAAACUUCGAAUAGUGGACGGUGAUACUUUAAACUUCAUACACGGAGAAAAAACAUUUACACUGAAAGAAACAGAGACCCGUGUGAUUGAAGGGUGCCAACGUUUAACCAUUAAUUUCACUCUUCUUCAUGCUGUUGCUGGAUAUUAUCCAACCGACUCUGGAUUUCUUCUCUUCUAUGAAUGGUCAGACAUAAUAAAGAGAUCAUCAUUUGACUUCUUGCUGAACGCUAACAUGAAAAAAAAAGCUGGCCAGCAAGUACCGUUGAAAUGUCAACAAAAAAAGGUGAAACAGAAGAAUAAUGGCGAAGAAAAACCAAAACGUAAAAAAAAUGAUUCGCCCAAAUCCAAGAAGAAUGGGAAAAAGAAAAGCGCCUGAACCAGUUCAUUGAGUUCUAGGUUUAAUUCCAUUCCUCGGUGCUAUACUCUCCAGACGUAUCCAAAGCUAUUUACCAAUACAAAUGUGUCUCACAACAAGCACGUCUAUGUUUGACCAGUUCCCCAAAUCAUUAAUGUAAGAGAUACAUUGUUGUUGAGCUUUAUUAUAAUAAAGAAUUGGAAAAAAACAA